Messenger RNA from Cryptococcus amylolentus CBS 6039, 1039 nucleotides. RefSeq lists its product as hypothetical. Bases 220 to 888 code for a protein of 222 amino acids. The transcript has 4 exons. NCBI's taxonomy places the organism in Eukaryota, Fungi, Basidiomycota, Tremellomycetes, Tremellales, Cryptococcaceae. The record is from RefSeq and is a predicted model, not a curated record.
CGUCAACCCUACAGCCUCUGGUGCUCAGAACGCCAUACCCACGACUACUGAGCUCCUGUCGUCGGGCGCUCUAUCAAGCCCAAUGCAAAGGGUGCCUCAAACAUGCUGUAGUCGUGAACCAGUCGACUUAUAAACGAUCAACCUUGAUGACAGUCAAUUUCCCACCCACACAGACGUUUCAUUCGCCACCCUUACAUUCACAGCUCAGCAGCAGUAGUGAUGCCAGCCCAAUCGAAGGCACCACGAAGCCGAAUCGCCGACACGGUCUACGACCGCAAGCUAGCGGACUUGCGAGACCAGUAUCGAAGCCAGAGCUCAAAGUUCAGUGCCCAGUCCAUGGCCAUCACCCAGAUGAUCUCUGUUAACGGCAGAGAUGACCACAUCGGCCUGUUCAGAAUCUGGGACCAGCGAGUCAAGGAUUUGGGGGUCAAGUACGCUACAAAGUCGAACAUCAGCCCGGUGGCGAUUUUCUUCUUGGUCAAUACCUACACUGCCAUUUGCAACAUGUACUGCAAGAAGGUCAUCCCGCAGGUUGGACUUGACUUUCAAUUGCCGAUUGAGACCAUCGAGAUGUUUAUGCAGAUAUCAGACGAGGGCCUAGUCGUUCUGGACCACUUCUCCCGUCUCGGUCUGCUUCAGAUGAAACCUCGGGCUCCCAUCACUGUGGCGGAAAAGACAGACCGGGUUUCCAUCGGGCUGGUCUACCUCGCCAAGAGAUUGUCAACCAUGGCUCAAGCAUGGGAUCUUCCUCUUGAAGAAUCCGUCGCUACCGUGAUCGGAGAUUGGCCCGAGAAGGUUGCAGAGCUCUGUCGGGAAGACAGUGGCAACAAGCAAUCGCUCCAGGACUUGAAGGCGACUCGAGGGUCGAGCGGAUGUGUAGCGCAGUAGAGAGGAGAUGAUGGCGCGGAGCUUGUGAAUCAAGGAUCACGAUUACCAUUCUAUAAGGUGGCUGUACAAGUAUGACGCGCUGUGUUGUUGUUGUCCAAAUGUCGGUCCCUACGUGACGUAUCUCAUGAACACCAUAGCACUGUAACGUCUG